Molecule: messenger RNA, 12995 nt
Organism: Candoia aspera
Lineage: Eukaryota; Metazoa; Chordata; Lepidosauria; Squamata; Candoiidae
Gene: NF1
Product: neurofibromin 1
Exons: 58
Coding region: 243-8756 (2837 amino acids)
Biological process (GO): regulation of GTPase activity
Source: RefSeq, a predicted model, not a curated record
CAUUUCCUCUUUCGUCUCCCCCCUUUCCCACUUGUCUCUCCCCUGGCGGCCCGGGCUGGUGUUGGGGGCGGACUCGCGUUCCCGCUUCCGGUGUGGUGUCAUGGUGGCCGGUGGGCUUUGAUGGCUGAGAAGGCGGAGGAGGAGGGGAGCUGAGAGCUCGGCGGCUGCACUGAGCCGAGGGGAAGAGGGAAGGGGGCGUCCGGACCCUUCUUCUCCCCCCUCGGCCUGGCGGGCGGCGGGAGAUGGCGGCCCACAAGCCGGUGGAAUGGGUGCAGGCCGUGGUGAACCGCUUCGAUGAGCAGCUUCCAAUCAAAGCCAGCCAGCAGAAUACCCACACCAAAGUCAGCACAGAACAUAACAAGGAAUGUCUCAUCAACAUUUCCAAGUAUAAGUUCUCUCUGGUUAUUAGUGGCCUCACAAAUAUCUUAAAAAAUGUUAACAACAUGAGGAUAUUUAGUGAAGCUGCAGAAAAGAACUUAUACCUUUCUCAGUUGAUUAUUUUGGAUACACUGGAAAAGUGUCUUGCUGGGCAACCCAAAGACACCAUGCGGCUUGAUGAGACAAUGCUGGUCAAGCAACUGCUGCCAGAGAUCUGCCAUUUCAUCCAUACCUACCGUGAAGGGAAUCAACAUGCUACAGAGCUUCGCAAUUCUGCAUCUGGGGUUCUCUUUUCUCUGAGCUGCAACAAUUUUAACGCGGUGUUCAGCCGUAUCUCUACCAGAUUGCAGGAAUUGACAGUCUGCUCUGAAGACAAUGCUGAUGUUCAUGAUAUUGAGCUGUUACAGUACAUCAGUGUGGACUGUGCUAAAUUAAAGCGGAUACUACAAGAGAUGGUCUUUAAGUUCAAAGCUCUCAAAAAAGCAGCACAACUGGCAGUUAUCAAUAGUCUUGAAAAGGCAUUUUGGAACUGGGUGGAAAACUAUCCGGAUGAAUUUACGAAGCUGUACCAGACACCACAGACUGAUCUGUCAGAUUGUGCAGAGAAGCUGUUUGAUUUGGUAGAUGGAUUCGCUGAAAGCACGAAACGCAAGGCAGCCGUUUGGCCCUUGCAGAUUAUACUCCUCGUCCUCUGUCCAGAAAUCAUCCAAGACAUUACAAAGAAUGUAGUGGAGGAAAACAAAAUGAACAAGAAACAAUUCUUGGAGAACCUCAGGAAGGCACUGGCGGGCCACAGCGGAAGUAGGCAGCUAACCGAAAGUGCAGCCAUUGCUUGUGUAAAAUUGUGCAAAGCGUCAACUUACAUCAGCUGGGAAGACAAUUCAGUCAUUUUUCUUCUAGUGCAGUCCAUGGUAGUAGAUCUCAAGAACCUGCUCUUCAACCCUAGCAAGCCUUUCUCAAGAGGCAACCAGAAUGCAGACAUAGACCUCAUGAUCGACUGCUUAGUGUCCUGCUUCCGCAUCAACCCACACAAUAACCAGCACUUCAAGACUUGCCUGGCACAGAAUUCCCCAUCCACGUUUCAUUAUGUGCUGGUAAAUUCACUCCACCGUAUAAUUACAAAUUCCGCAUUAGAUUGGUGGCCCAAGAUCGAUGCUGUGUACUGUCACUCCGUGGAACUCCGCAGCAUGUUCAGUGAAACUCUCCAUAAAGCUUUACAGGGCUCUGGUGUGCAUACCCCAAUUCGUAUGACCCCGAGUCUUACAUUUAAAGAGAAAAUGACAAGCCUCAAGUUUAAAGAAAAACCUACAGACGUCGAAACGAGAAGUUACAAAGUUUUGUUGUUAUCUAUUGUAAAACUGAUCCAUGCUGACCCGAAACUCCUACUCUGUAAUCCAAAGAAACAGGGGCCUGAGACACAAGGCAGCACGGCUGAACUCAUAACAGGCCUCGUCCAGCUUGUCCCACAGGCCAGUAUGCCAGAAAUAGCACAAGAGGCCAUGGAGGCCUUGCUUGUGCUUCAUCAGUUGGACAGCAUUGACUUGUGGAAUCCUGAUGCACCCAUUGAAACAUUCUGGGAAAUCAGUUCACAAAUGCUGUUUUGUAUAUGCAAGAGACUAACGAGCAAUCAGAUUCUCAGCAGCACGGAAAUCCUCAAAUGGCUGCGAGAGAUUUUGAUCUGCAGGAACAAAUUUCUUCUGAAAAACAAACAAUCAGAUAGAAGUUCCUGCCCCUUUCUCUUCCUUUAUGGGGUAGGAUGUGAUGUCUCUGGGGGUGGAGCUAAUCAAAUUUCUCUUGACCACGAAGAGGUGAUGCGCUGUAUCCCAGGAGCUCCGCUCCGGAAGGGCAAGGGAAGUGUCUGCAUGGAAAGCACUGCGGGUUGCAGUGGGACGCCAAUAUGCCGCCAAGCCCAGACCAAGUUGGAGGUUGCCCUGUACAUGUCUCUCUGGAGCCCCGACACCGAGGCGGUGCUUGUGGCAAUGUCCUGUUUCCGACAUCUCUGUGAGGAAGCCGAUAUCAGGUGUGGAGUAGAUGAGGUGUCAGUUCACAACUUCUUGCCCAACUAUAAUACCUUUAUGGAGUUUGCAUCUGUGAGCAAUAUGAUGUCAACAGGAAGAACAGCUCUUCAGAAAAGAGUGAUGGCACUGCUCAGGCGCAUUGAACAUCCAACAGCGGGUAACACUGAGGCUUGGGAAGAUACACAUUUUAAAUGGGAGACGGCUACAAAAUUGAUCCUCAACUAUCCAAAGACUAAAAUGGAGGAUGGCCAGGUUGCCGAAAGUCUUCACAAGACAAUAGUCAAGAGGCGGAUGUCCCAUGUCAGUGGUGGAGGUUCCAUUGAUCUGUCAGACACAGACUCUUUGCAAGAGUGGAUCAACAUGACCGGCUUUCUGUGCGCCCUUGGUGGGGUGUGCUUGCAGCACCGCGGCAGCACGCCCUUCCCAUCCUACAGUCCCCCCAUGGGCCCUGUGAGUGAGCGGAAAGGCUCCAUGAUCUCCAUGCUGUCGACCGAAGGCAACACGGAGACUCCUGUGAGCAAGUUCAUGGACCGCUUGUUGUCCCUGAUGGUCUGUACCCAUGAGAAAGUGGGUCUGCAGAUACGGACUAACGUUAAGGACCUCAUGGGCCUGGAGCUGAGCCCUGCCCUUUAUCCAAUGCUUUUCAACAAAUUAAAGAACAUCAUCAGCAAGUUCUUCGACUCACAAGGGCAGGUCUUGUUAAAUGAUACCAACACCCAGUUUGUGGAGCAGACCAUUGCGAUCAUGAAGAACCUGCUGGAUAACCACACUGAAGGCAGCUCGGAACACCUAGGGCAAGCCAGGAUUGAGACCAUGAUGCUGAAUCUAGUUAGAUAUGUGCGUGUCCUCGGGAAUCCGGUGCAUGCAAUUCAGAUCAAAACCAAACUCUGUCAGCUCGUGAAGGUAAUGAUGGAGAGGCGAGAUGAUCUGUCCUUCUGCCAAGAAAUGAAAUUCAGGAACAAGAUGGUGGAAUAUUUAACUGACUGGGUUAUGGGAACGUCCAACCAGGCUACAGAUGAGGAUGUGAAAUGUCUGACAAGAGACUUGGACCAGGCAAGCAUGGAAGCUGUUGUCUCUCUUCUGGCGGGACUUCCACUUCAACCGGAAGAAGGAGAUGGAGUUGAAUUGAUGGAAGCUAAAUCCCAGCUGUUCCUAAAGUACUUCACCCUGUUUAUGAAUCUCCUCAAUGACUGCAGUGAAGUUGAAGAUGAAAGUGCGCAAACAGGUGGCCGGAAACGUGGGAUGUCUCGAAGGCUGGCUUCCUUGCGGCACUGCACUGUUCUGGCUAUGUCAAACUUGCUCAAUGCAAAUGUGGAUAGUGGCCUUAUGCAUUCUAUAGGGUUAGGAUAUCACAAAGAUCUCCAGACAAGAGCUACAUUCAUGGAGGUCCUCACCAAAAUUCUGCAACAGGGCACUGAGUUUGACACCCUGGCAGAAACUGUGCUGGCAGAUCGGUUUGAGAGAUUGGUGGAGUUGGUCACCAUGAUGGGUGACCAGGGAGAACUGCCCAUUGCUAUGGCUUUGGCGAACGUGGUGCCUUGUUCCCAGUGGGAUGAACUGGCUCGUGUCCUUGUCACCCUUUUUGACUCCAGGCACUUGCUUUACCAGCUGCUUUGGAACAUGUUUUCUAAAGAAGUUGAGCUGGCUGACUCCAUGCAGACGCUUUUCAGGGGAAAUAGCUUGGCUAGUAAAAUAAUGACUUUCUGCUUUAAGGUGUAUGGUGCAACAUAUCUCCAGAAGCUUUUGGAGCCUUUAUUAAGAACUGUAAUUACGUCUCCAGAAUGGCAGCCUGUUAGCUUCGAAGUGGACCCUACAAGGUUGGAAUCCACUGAAAGCCUUGAUAGUAACCAGCGAAGCCUUCUUCAGAUGACCGAGAAGUUCUUCCAUGCCAUCAUCAACUCUUCCACUGAGUUCCCACCCCAGCUUCGGAGUGUUUGUCACUGUCUCUAUCAGGCAACUUGCCACUCUCUCCUGAAUAAAGCUACCGUAAAAGAAAAAAAGGAAAACAAAAAAUCAGUGGUCAGCCAGCGGUUCCCUCAGAAUAGCAUUGGAGCAGUUGGGAGCGCCAUGUUCUUGAGAUUCAUUAAUCCAGCUAUUGUGUCCCCAUACGAGGCUGGCAUCCUGGAUAAGAAGCCUCCGCCGAGGAUCGAAAGGGGCCUGAAGUUGAUGUCGAAGGUACUUCAGAGCAUUGCUAACCAUGUCUUGUUUACAAAGGAGGAACACAUGCGGCCUUUUAACGACUUUGUGAAAAGCAACUUUGAUGCUGCCCGAAGGUUUUUUCUUGACAUUGCAUCAGAUUGUCCAACUAGUGAUACAGUCAAUCACAGCCUCUCUUUCAUCAGUGAUGGCAAUGUGCUUGCACUACAUCGUUUGCUGUGGAACAAUCAAGAGAAAAUUGGCCAGUACCUUUCCAGCAACAGGGACCACAAGGCAGUUGGAAGGCGACCAUUUGACAAGAUGGCAACUUUGCUUGCAUACCUGGGUCCUCCUGAGCACAAGCCAGUGGCAGACACGCAGUGGUCCAGUAUAAAUCUCACCAGUUCCAAGUUUGAAGAAUUUAUGACAAGGCACCAGGUACAUGAAAAAGAAGAAUUCAAAGCCCUAAAAACACUCAACAUUUUCUACCAAGCCGGGACAACAAAAGCUGGCAAUCCUGUCUUCUACUACAUUGCUCGUCGGUUUAAGACCGGCCAGAUCAACGGUGACCUGCUGAUAUAUCAUGUUUUGUUGACGCUGAAGCCUUACUAUGCCAAGCCGUAUGAAAUUGUAGUGGACCUCACUCACGCUGGCCCCAGUAACCGUUUCAAAACGGACUUCUUGUCCAAAUGGUUUGUAGUUUUCCCAGGGUUCGCUUACGAAAACGUCUCUGCCGUGUUCAUCUACAACUGCAACUCGUGGGUGAGGGAGUACACCAAGUACCACGAACGGCUCCUGACGGGCCUGAAAGGCAGCAAGAGGCUCGUCUUCAUUGACUCUCCUGGGAAAUUGGCCGAGCACAUAGACCACGACCAGCAGAAACUUCCAGCUGCUACCUUGGCCUUGGAAGAAGACCUGAAGGUUUUCCACAAUGCCCUCAAAUUGGCCCACAAAGACACCAAAGUCUCUAUUAAAGUUGGUUCCACAGCUGUUCAAGUAACUUCGGCUGAGCGCACAAGAGUCCUGGGACAAACAGUGUUCCUGAAUGAUAUUUACUACGCUUCUGAAAUAGAAGAAAUCUGCCUUGUGGAUGAAAACCAGUUCACCUUAACCAUUGCCAAUCAAGGCACACCUCUUACUUUCAUGCACCAAGAGUGUGAAGCUAUUGUACAGUCUAUCAUUCACAUACGGACACGAUGGGAAUUGUCCCAGCCUGACUCUAUACCGCAGCAUACGAAAAUCCGUCCCAAGGAUGUGCCGGGAACCCUGCUGAACAUUGCGCUGCUUAAUCUAGGGAGCUCAGACCCAAGUCUACGGUCUGCGGCCUAUAAUCUUCUCUGUGCCUUAACCUGUACUUUUAAUUUAAAGAUUGAAGGCCAAUUACUGGAAACUUCAGGUCUCUGUAUCCCUGCAAACAACACCCUGUUCAUUGUCUCCAUUAGUAAGACUCUGGCAGCUAAUGAGCCCCACCUUACUUUAGAGUUUUUGGAAGAAUGCAUUUCUGGAUUUAGCAAGUCUAGUAUUGAACUAAAACACCUCUGCCUGGAAUAUAUGACCCCCUGGUUAUUGAACCUGGUCCGCUUCUGCAAACAUAAUGACGAUGCCCGACGCCAGCGAGUCACAGCGAUUCUUGAUAAGCUUAUCACAAUGACAAUAAAUGAGAAACAGAUGUAUCCUUCCAUUCAAGCCAAGAUAUGGGGUAGUUUGGGACAGAUAACUGAUCUGCUUGAUGUGGUGUUGGACAGUUUUAUCAAAACCAGUGCCACAGGAGGAUUGGGGUCCAUCAAAGCAGAGGUCAUGGCAGAUACAGCUGUUGCUCUGGCUUCUGGAAACGUGAAGCUGGUUUCCAGUAAAGUAAUUGGACGGAUGUGCAAAAUAAUCGACAAGACUUGUCUCUCUCCAACUGCUACAUUGGAGCAGCACCUCAUGUGGGACGAUAUUGCCAUUCUAGCCCGUUACAUGUUGAUGCUGUCUUUUAACAAUUCCCUCGAUGUGGCCGCACAUCUCCCUUACCUCUUCCAUGUUGUUACUCUGUUAGUGGCCACUGGUCCUCUUUCUCUCAGAGCUUCCACCCAUGGCCUGGUCAUCAACAUCAUUCAUUCUCUGUGCACUUGUUCACAACUUCACUUUAGUGAGGAAACCAAGCAGGUUUUGAGACUGAGUUUAACCGAGUUCUCGCUACCCAAAUUCUACUUGCUGUUUGGAAUUAGCAAAGUGAAAUCGGCGGCAGUCAUUGCAUUCCGCUCCAGCUAUCGGGACCGGUCAUUCUCUCCUGGUUCCUAUGAGAGGGAGACAUUUGCACUGACAUCCCUGGAAACAGUCACAGAAGCAUUGCUGGAAAUUAUGGAGGCAUGCAUGAGGGAUAUUCCAACCUGCAAGUGGCUUGACCAGUGGACGGAACUAGCUCAGAAGUUUGCAUUCCAGUAUAAUCCAUCCCUCCAGCCAAGAGCCCUUGUGGUCUUUGGCUGCAUCAGCAAACGUGUGUCACAUGGACAGAUAAAGCAAAUCAUCCGGAUCCUGAGCAAGGGUCUGGAGAGCUGCUUGAAAGGGCCGGACAGCUACAACAGCCAAGUGCUGAUAGAGGCUACCGUCAUAGCGCUGACCAAGCUCCAGCCACUCGUCAACAAGGACUCACCUAUGCACAAGGUACUCUUCUGGGUGGCCAUGGCAGUCCUGCAGCUGGACGAGGUCAACCUAUAUUCUGCGGGCACAGCUCUGCUGGAGCAAAACCUUCACACUCUGGACAACCUUAGGGUAUUUAAUGACAAAAGCCCUGAGGAAGUCUUCAUGGAGAUCAGGAGGCCCCUGGAGUGGCACUGUAAGCAGAUGGACCACUUUGUGGGACUCAAUUUCAACUCCAACUUCAACUUUGCACUUGUGGGACAUCUGCUGAAAGGUUACCGGCACCCAUCUACGACCAUAGUAGCAAGAACAGUAAGGAUUCUGCACACACUCCUUGCUCUGGUUAACAAACAUAGGAACUGUGAUAAGUUUGAGGUGAAUACCCAGAGUGUGGCUUAUCUUGCAGCUCUGCUGACUAUGUCCGAGGAAGUUAGGAGCCGGUGCAGCUUAAAGCAUAGGAAAUCACUCCUGCUGACGGAUAUUUCAAUGGAAAACGUUCCGAUGGAGACAUACCCCAUACACCACAGUGAAGCCAGUUGUAGGACACUAAGAGAAAACCAGCCAUGGUCUUCUCCCAAGAGCUCUGACAGACAUCUCGCUGCUAGUUACCCGACUGUUGGGCAGAUCAGUCCACGCACCAGGAAGUCCAUGAGCCUGGACAUGGGACAGCCUUCUCAAGCCAACACUAAAAAGCUGCUAGGUACACGAAAGAGUUUUGACCACUUAGUAUCGGACACAAAAGCCCCUAAAAGACAAGAAAUGGAAUCGGGGAUCACCACACCUCCAAAAAUGAGGAGAGUAGCAGAAAAUGAUUAUGAAAUGGAAACCCAAAGGAUAUCGCCCCAACAGCACCCCCAUCUCCGUAAAGUAUCUGUGUCUGAAUCUAAUGUCCUCCUAGAUGAGGAAGUCCUCACUGAUCCCAAAAUCCAAGCUCUGCUGCUGACUGUCCUGGCAACGUUGGUAAAGUACACUGCAGAUGAGUUUGACCAGCGGAUCCUGUAUGAGUAUUUAGCAGAAGCCAGUGUUGUUUUCCCAAAGGUCUUUCCUGUUGUGCACAAUUUACUGGACUUCAAGAUAAAUACUCUCUUAUCGCAAUGUCAGGAUCCAAAUUUAUUGAAUCCCAUCCACGGGAUUGUUCAGAGCGUAGUUUACCAUGAAGAAUCUCCACCACAGUAUCAGACAUCUUAUCUGCAGAGUUUUGGAUUUAACGGCUUGUGGAGGUUUGCAGGACCAUUUUCUAAGCAAAGUCAAAUACCCGACUAUGCUGAGCUGAUUGUGAAGUUCCUUGAUGCCUUGAUCGACACCUACUUGCCUGGAAUGGAUGAGGAGAUCAGUGAAGAGUCCCUUCUAACCCCAACAUCUCCUUACCCUCCUGCAGUGCAGAGUCAGCUCAGCAUUACUGCAAACCUGAACCUCUCUAAUUCCAUGACCUCACUUGCAACUUCCCAGCAUUCCCCAGGAAUCGACAAGGAGAACGUGGAACUUUCUCCGACUACAGCACACUCCAACAGCGGAAGGACUCGCCACGGCUCAGCUAGCCAAGUGCAGAAGCAACGUAGCACCGGCAGCUUUAAGCGCCACAGCAUUAAGAAGAUGGUGUGAAGCUUCCUCCUUUUUGUUUUCUGUUUUUAAAAAAGACCUGACCUAUGCCCUCCAUCAUGCCGCACUUAAAUUUGAUCCUUCCACCUCCUCGCCCCUCUCAGACAUGGUGCCAGGCAAUUAACUUUUGAAACUCUUUCUUGUAAAUUUAUUUUGGAUUUUCACUUCGAUUUCAUACAGCUGCCUUUUUUUUUAACUUGCUCCUCCUCUGAUCAUUUUCAAACCAGCAAUUUCAGAGCUGAUGAGUGAAACAACGUGAGGAAUGCGGAGAAGGUGAACUGUGGACAGAAAUGGUGGUCAUUGUAUCCGAAGACAGAAAUCAUGGGCAUCUCACUUUGGAUAGCUUCAUAUUUUUUUUUUUUGUAAUUUGAGGGCUUAUUUUGAUGGGGGGUUUGUUUGUUUUUUACGGCUUGUUUUGUGUCUACUUUUUUUUAAGUGUUAAUAUUCAAUCUUGUUUGCACAUUAGUGAGAUUUUUUUUGGGCCAAUAAACUUGCUUAGCUUAGCUUCCUCUUUAGCUGUGGACUUCCUUUUACUGGUCUUCUGAGCCUAACUCUGAUGCUGUAAGCUUACCCAGAGGGGAACACACUUUAUGGUGUCAAGAUACCCUUUUAUUUAAUCGUCUAGAGCAGUGUUUCUCAACCUUGGCGACUUUAAGAUGUGUGGACUUCAACUCCCAGAAUUCCCCAGCCAGCAUGAAUUCCCCAUGGCUGGCUGGGGAAUUCUGGGAGUUGAAGUCCACACAUCUUAAAGACGCCGAGGUUGAGAAACACUGCUCUAGAGAUCCCAGGAGAUGGUGCAUCCCUUGAUGCUUCCAAAAAAUAGCGCCUUGUGUGAAUUUGGACAAACUCUUUAAGUUUUGUUAAACUUUUCACCACUUUGUUUUUUAGAUUCCCUAAGUAAAUUGAGCAUAGAUGCUUGCACGCAUGUACACCCACGCACACCUCUGGCUGACCUAGAUUAUGGUAAGUGCUUUUAUAGAACAUUUCUUGAUGCCUCCCUUGCUGUGCUACAUAUACUUCACACUAAAGUAGUAGUAAUAAACAGAAAAUCACUGGGCCAUGACCAUCCCCUGAAUUUUAUGGCAGAAAGGAGGUGGAAUUUGCUGUUUUCUCUGACAUUUUGACACUUGCUUUCCACCCAGAUUUGAGAAGCUCCUGCUGACAAACCGUAGCCUUACCAUGCUGCCUUGUUCCAAAAGGGCUCCAUUUGUCUGGAUUUGGAAAGCAUCAGCUCUUGAUUUUAAAGAGAAAAAAAUUGAAAUGUAUUAAAGUCAUACUCCUACACAUAUACAGAUAACAAACCACCCAUAAGGCUUUCAGUAAGUGAAAUUCCACAGCUAAACCUUUCAGAGAUGGUACAAUGAAGGUCUAGAUUUAUUAUUGUUAAGUAGCAUGUUAUUAGCAAUUCAUUCAAAAUGUAGUGUGUUUUUAUGUAUAUAAAAAUAUUGCUUUUAUUGUAUCCGUACAGAGAAGAACUAUUUAAUCUUGUUACAGUGGGGGAGGGGAGUGAAUACAGUGUCAGAUGCCAACUGUCUGCCCAGCCAAGAAGAAAAGUUACAAAGAAGUUGAUGGGGAAAGAGAGGAUUCUCUUGGUCCACUGGAAUUGUAGUGGAAAUGAAUUUAAUUGAAGCAUGAGUGAAAAAGAUUAAAGAGGAAGUCCCUUCAAGUUUUAAGUGAAGAUUUCUGCAUCCAGGGAAGGCCCUACGCUGUCCCAAGACAGAUUCGCACUUGGGUUCUUGCCUGUUCUCUUUGUGAUGUGUGUUGUAGUGCCAAAUCAGACAUUUGGGAGAAGUUACACCUAGUCUGCCAAAAUCUCUCCGUGUGCCACACAGAUGUCACAACCGCAUGCCAAGUCAGUUGUGUGGAAGGGUGGAAGCCAAGUGGAUUAUCACUGAGUGCCAACCAACGUGGGUGAGUAGGGGAAUUUCCCUGGCAGUCAAGGAAAGCUCUUCAAAAAGCCCCCAGAAUCCUUUUGGCCUCUGCCUGGUUACCUGCCUCCGUAGUGUAGCCUGAACCACACCAGAGAGGUUCCUCCAUCUAAGAGCCAACCAUCGUAUUCCAAAAGGGCCUGCUUAUCCUAGUCUGGGCUUUUCCAGAUGUAUGAGGGCUGCAGCUCCUAGAAUUUCCAGCCAAUAGGAUUUUUGGCCUUGUCCGGAAACCGUGAACCCAGAUUAUGUUUACAUCAGUACAGGAAGCCAGACUGUUCCACCUUUAGAACAAGACACCCUGGCAACGUUGGUUAGUGAUUUUGAGAGUUGUAGUCCAGUACAUCUAGAGGGCACCAGGGUUGGGGAAGCUAAUACAGCCUCUAGGUUACCAGUUCCUGGGAUUAGGAAAAGUCCUACUCCAGAAGGUUUUGGGGAAAAGCCCCUCCUCCUCCUCCUCUCUGCCAACUCAAAAAUAAGAAUCUCCAGCCAAUUUAGUUUUUUUAGUUGCUGAAACCGGUUUUAGAACUUCUACACGCAGGGAACAUGGAGGUGUAGAUUCAGGCUAGUUGAAGGAAUGUUUUAAGUUUGUUCUUAGAAUCAGUUUUAUCGCAGCAUCUUUGCAGUCCCUGUGCAGCACCGCAGCUGGGAGGCUUUUCAUCUGUGGCAGGAAGAAGAGACUUUCCCAAGUGUUAGGGGACCUUCUGAAGUCCUUGGUGGGCUCAGCUUUACCAAGAAAAGGGGUGGGAGGAAGAGGGGUUUUGCGGGGAGCGACACGUAUCACAGAGGAAUAGCAGGAUGAAUGCACCCAGACGUGCUCCCCCUGGCAUAUAGCUAAGUCUCCCCUUAUUAGAAACAAACAGGAUGGGUUCACACAACACAAAGUCUGAGCUGAAGUGAGGCUGGUCAGUUUGUGGUUCAGGAACCCAGCCAGUAUGUUAGCAUGUUGGGUGAGCUCAGCCAACACUUUAAAGCAGUGCUUCUCACCCUUGGCAACUUCAAGCUGUGUGGACUUCAACUCCCAGAAUUCCCCAGCCAGCAUGGCUGGCUGGGGAGUUCUGGGAGUUGAAGUCCACACAGCUUGAAGUUGCCAAGGGUGAGAAACACUGCUUUGAACUGUUUGUUUGAGUCUGUUAUGGGAACACAGCCACACUGUUUCCUUAAUCUGGGUUUAGGAUUGAACGGGUGGCAUGAACCCAGCCAAAAGUGUGACUGGUUUAAGCUUGACCCAUUUCUCCGAGCCCAGCCCAGCCCAGAGAACUUUUGGUCACAAUCCAUCUCUUCCUUUCUAAAAUGCUACGAGACUUUUGUGUGUGGCCGAGUAAACCCGGGCUGGGUCAAAAUUAGUUUUUCAGUCCUCUAAAAUGAUGCGCAUUUGAAAUAGUCUGAUAGGAAAAUCAUGCUUGGGACAACUUUGACAACCUCAAAAACUUAGCCGCUUGAGGGCCCCGGGGAUCACAACUGGCAGUUUAACGGGAUGCCAGUCUAAAUCAGUCAGUGAAGGAUGUCCCUGCGGUGCCCUUUCAGCCGCCCUGGAAAUGCUUCUCCCCUGCUGAAGAGGGCAGGGGUAGCACCCCCUCCUAUUAAAGCAACCCCUUCCUGGCUAAGUUGCUCAGUGCCUUAACUCUUGCUUCCUUCCACUUUGGGUUGGGGGGAAGCAUCCUCUCUGCCCCCCAGCUGAGGCCCUUUCCUCCCUCUUUGUAUCAGCUACACCAGGUGGUGGACCCUCAAAAUGCCCCCUUGCUUUAAAAGAUUGUUUUUCCUUUUUUAAGUUGGAGGGGGCAUGGGGGGUGGGGUGAGAUACUCCAGCAAGUCAAGGUUGCCUCCAAAAGUACAAUAACAAGCGCAGGACGAGGAAGGAGUGUGUGUCUUUUGCCGAGCGGGUAGUCGAUUUGUGAGUAUCCAUGUGCCUUCUCUUUUUAAAGGAUAGAUCCAUGAAACAAAAUGUCCCUGCAUAAUGAGCUAGAGCAGGGUUUCUCAACCUCGGCAACUUCAAGACGUGUGGACUUCAACACGCUGCCUGGGGAAUUCUGGGAGUUGAAGUCCACACAUCUUCAUGUCGCCGAGGUUGAGAAACCCUGUGCUGGAGUGUAGAAUGACUGCUGUCUGUGCAAACAUAAUGUGAAUAUGCACUUCUCAACCAGCACUCCUCAGGUCCUGGUUACCAGCAGGCGUUGGUGGAGGGCUAGAAACUUGACUGUAUUCCAACUGACAAAUCCCAGUGGGAUUUCAGUACGACGAGAACCCAGACGUUUUGUCCUGCAGUGUAGAAUUGUCAGAACUUUUAAGAAAAAAAUAAAUAAAUUUGACACUCCUC